Messenger RNA from Racocetra fulgida, 356 nucleotides. The record is from the annotation of a GenBank genome assembly. NCBI's taxonomy places the organism in Eukaryota, Fungi, Glomeromycota, Glomeromycetes, Diversisporales, Gigasporaceae.
AUGAAUGCGUUUGAUCGAGAAAGAAAGGGGUGGAAUCGGAAUUCGUUACGAAAUAAUACCAAGAUUCAAAAGUUACGCACCCACACUUUGCAGAUUAUUAAUGAGCAUAAGCAAAUACAAAAUGAAAAUACUAAUCUUAUUUCUCAUAACACACAAAAGGAUAUUUUUAUUGCUGAAUCCAAGGCUGAGAAUGUUACGAAAUUCAAGAAAAUUAAAUUACUCGAGUUUAUAAUCAAGAUAUUGGAAAGUAAGUUGUCUUCAGCCCAGAAAGAUGUGAUUUUAAUUCAAAAUGACUCAUCGAAAAAAGAAUCUAAGAUUUUAUCUCUCAAGUCUAAAAUAGUUGAAGUAGAACAUGA